CUUUCCAGAACGCUCCGUGGGAGGUGGAGGAGCAGCGUCUGCCCCAACUGCAUUGUGCUAUGCUCCUCUUUCCACUCUCCGGCACCGGCCCGCUCACCGGCUGUUGAAAGAUGGUGAAAGAAACCACUCACUAUGAUGUUUUGGGGGUCAAACCCAAUGCCACCCAGGAAGAACUGAAGAAGGCAUAUAGAAAAUUAACCUUGAAGUACCACCCUGAUAAGAAUCCAAAUGAAGGAGAAAAGUUUAAACAGAUUUCUCAAGCUUACGAAGUUCUUGCUGAUUCCAAAAAAAGGGAAUUAUAUGAUAAAGGAGGAGAACAGGCCAUUAAAGAGGGCAGAGCAGGUGGUGGUUUUGGCUCACCAGUGGAUAUCUUUGACAUGUUCUUUGGAGGAGGAGGGAGGAUGCAAAGAGAACGGAGAGGUAAAAAUGUUGUGCAUCAGCUCUCAGUGACCUUAGAAGACUUGUAUAAUGGUGCAACAAGAAAAUUAGCUCUGCAAAUGAAUGUGAUUUGUGACAAAUGUGAAGGCCGAAGUGGUAAGAAAGCAGCACUUGAGUGCUGUCCCAACUGUCGGGGGACCGGCAUGCAAAUCAGGAUUCAUCAGAUCGGACCAGGAAUGGCACAAAUUCAGUCAGUGUGCAUGGAAUGCCAGGGUCAUGGAGAACGCAUCAGUCCUAAAGACAGAUGUAAAAGUUGCAAUGGAAGAAAGAUAGUUCGAGAGAAGAAGAUUUUAGAAGUUCAUAUUGAUAAAGGCAUGAAAGAUGGUCAGAAGAUAACAUUCCAUGGUGAAGGAGACCAAGAACCAGGACUGGAACCAGGAGAUAUUAUCAUUGUGUUAGACAAGAAGGACCAUGCUGUUUUUACACGACGAGGAGAAGACCUUUUCAUGUGUAUGGACAUACAGCUGGUUGAAGCAUUGUGCAGCUUCCAAAAGCCAAUAUCCACUCUUGACAGCCGAACCAUAGUCAUCACUUCUCCUCCAGGUCAGAUUGUCAAGCAUGGAGAUAAAUGUGUGCUAAAUGAAGGUAUGCCAAUAUAUCGUCGGCCAUAUGAAAAGGGACGUCUUAUCAUUGAGUUUAAGGUAAACUUUCCUGAAAAUGGCUUUCUCUCUCCUGAUAAGCUCUCUUUGCUGGAAAAACUCCUUCCUGAAAGGAAGGAAGUGGAAGAGACUGAUGAAAUGGAUCAGGUAGAACUGGUGAACUUUGAUCCAAAUCAGGAAAGACAGCGUCAUUAUAAUGGAGAAGCAUAUGAGGACGAUGAACAUUACCCCAGAGGUGGUGUUCAGUGUCAGACCUCUUAAUGGGCCAGUUCCUCUUUGUCAUUCUAAAUGCAGUAGUGAAUGUGGGAAGGACUGUAAUCAUAAUAUACUCACUACUUGGCUAUUGUUUUGUUUU
This is a messenger RNA of Cricetulus griseus (Chinese hamster), 1392 nucleotides long. Lineage: Eukaryota; Metazoa; Chordata; Mammalia; Rodentia; Cricetidae. The record is from RefSeq and is a predicted model, not a curated record.